This is a messenger RNA of Drosophila takahashii, 1713 nucleotides long. Its product is annotated as luciferin 4-monooxygenase. Lineage: Eukaryota; Metazoa; Arthropoda; Insecta; Diptera; Drosophilidae. Gene Ontology annotation, biological process: long-chain fatty acid metabolic process; fatty-acyl-CoA biosynthetic process. Gene Ontology annotation, molecular function: long-chain fatty acid-CoA ligase activity. The record is from RefSeq and is a predicted model, not a curated record.
CACAGUCAACUUUCUAACGGCGAGCACUAAUUUCUUGAGAAACCUACAAAAUGGCCAUGAUACCCACCACCUACAACGAAAAGGAUAAUGUCUGGAGCGGAGCCAAGCGGAACUCCAUGUACAACUAUGACACCUCCGUGGGCAAGAUCAUUUUCAACAACAUGAAGAACUGGCCGAAGAACGUGUGUCAGAUAUGUGAUGUGGAUGGAGUAACUGUCACCUUCGAGGAGGGUCUCACCUGGGCGAUUCGGAUAGCCCAGUACCUGAAGAAGCGGGGUCUGAACCACAAGGAUGUUAUUGGCAUUGCGGCCAAAAACUCUACCUAUGUGAUGCCCUUGGGAGUGGCUUGCCUAAUGAAUGGCACUCCCUUCCAUUCGGUGAAUCCUGUGCUAGAUGAUGGAACCUUGACCCACGUAUUCUCGAUCACCAAGCCAACGCUGAUAUUCUGCGAUGGACAUGAGUACGAUAAGGUUCACAAGGCUACUGUGGGUUGGCACCCGGAGAUCCUUACCCUAACGGAACAUGUUGAAGGAGUCCAGGGAAUUGAGACCCUGCUGGAUCCUACCAGCACUGAAAAGUUUUAUCAACCGGAAGUCUUGAAGGAGGGUGGUGAUCAAACCGUGGCCAUUUUGUGCUCCUCUGGAACUACUGGUCUGCCCAAGGCUGUGUGCAUUUCCAAUAGCAUCCUGAUUCAGGACAGCAUGUUGGUUACCAGUCAGUCGGUUAUCUACGUAGGAAGCUGCCUCGACUGGAUUACGGGUCUGUGGGCCUUUGUCUUCAGCACUGUGUUCGGUUGCACUCGCAUUAUCAGCAACAAAGCCUUUAGCCCCGAGUACUUCGUGGGUCUGGUGAAGAAGUACAAGAUCAACUAUGCCGUUCUCCCACCUCGCCAUUUGUCCGCUCUGAUCACCUGUCCGGAUGCCAAACCGGAGGCCCUGGCUCCCAUUACCCACCUGAACUACGGCGGAGGUUCGAUUUCGUUGGCCACCCUGCAGCGAUCCCAGGAACUCUGCAAGACAGCCAUGUUCAACUCGGGUUACGGAAUGACCGAGGUGGGAGCCAUCACGAUCAAUAUUGGCAUUAGCAACGUCUCCUCGGCGGGCAGGCCUGUGCCGGGCAUUAAGAUUCGAAUCGUGGACGAGGACGGCAAGAGCAUGGGCUACAACCAGGUGGGCGAGAUCUAUGUGCACACGGGUCAGGCGUGGAAUGGGUACUACGGAAAUCCUGUAGAGACAAGGCGCAUGCAGGACUUCGAGGGAUGGUUCCACACUGGGGAUCUCGGGUACUUCGAUGAGCAGAACUUCCUGUAUAUAGUGGAUCGCAAGAAGGAGAUCUUGAAGUACCAGGGUCUGCACUACUGGCCCACCGAGAUCGAGAGCGUUAUCGCGGAGCUGCCGCAGGUGCAGGAUGUCUGUGUGGUGGGGAUCUACGAUGAGCGGGAGGGAGAUGCAGCCGGAGCACUGGUGGUCAAGAGCAAGGGAGCCAAUAUUUCCGGCAAGGAGAUCGUGGACCAUGUGGCCAAGCGACUGCCCGCCACGCAGAAGCAGCUGAGAGCCGGUGUCCAGUUCACCGACAAACUGCCCGCCAAUGUCAAUGGCAAGACAAUGCGAAAGACGGCACGCGACGUGUUCGUCGCCCAGAGCGGAACGGGAAAGUGAGAUCCGAACGAUCAAUAUCAAUUGAGUAUAGUUUUAAUCACAAGUGCAGGGGGAG